Molecule: messenger RNA, 2334 nt
Organism: Exophiala xenobiotica
Lineage: Eukaryota; Fungi; Ascomycota; Eurotiomycetes; Chaetothyriales; Herpotrichiellaceae
Exons: 3
Coding region: 256-1650 (464 amino acids)
Biological process (GO): polysaccharide biosynthetic process
Cellular component (GO): membrane
Molecular function (GO): acyltransferase activity, transferring groups other than amino-acyl groups
Source: RefSeq, a predicted model, not a curated record
GUUGGACUUCCUGCGACGGUUGUCACUAUUUGCCAGUCACCAGGAUCUCGGAUCUUGGACUGUCUUUAACGUGAAACAAUCAAGACUCCCAGAACAGGCGAAGGAUGACACGACUCUCCACUCCAACAGUGUUAUGAUUUGAAACGAAAAUCUUGGAGUAUUCCCCCAGCUUUGCUCGGCGCUGGUUACAUUGGAUUUUGGAUACUUGAAGUUUUGGUCCGCCUCUCCCAACUUCAGUCACCAGCAAACCGUACCAUGGAGACGGCCAAAAGCGCUCUCAAAUAUGCUGAGACCUUGCAGCUAUCGACAGAAGCCAAAGAGCAGGCACUGAAGGAAACGACAUGGGCUCAUGGCCUGAGAGGAGUUGCUGCAGUUUACGUCGUCUCUUCACAUCUUGUUCUAUGCUAUGCCAGAGGCCUGAUCCCACCGUGUUGCGCUCCUGGAAGCCCCUCUCCCUCACUCUUCCAACGGCCAAUUUUACGACUUGUUGCCAGUGGACAUUCUUGGGUGGCAAUCUUUUUUAUUCUGAUGGGCUUCGUGAAUGCAUUGGCACCUCUGCGCCUCGCUAGAUCCGGACAAGUCGACAAAGCACUGAACAAGUUGGCCUCGUCGUCAUUCAGUCGAAUCUUCCGCCUUGUACUUCCGGCUACCGCGGCUACCAUCAUCAGCUGGUUCAUUUGCAACAUCGGCCUCUACCGCACCGCUGGGCUGAGUGAUGCAUACUGGCUGAGCACCACUACUCCCAGACCGAGUAAAACGUGGCUGCAAGCGCUACAGGAUCUUCUGGCCGGUCUUUCGGCUACGUGGAGAUACGGACCUGAAAACCCUUACGACCAACCACAAUGGGCACUACUUUACCUGCUCCAAGGCAGUUUCAUGAUCAUCAGUGCAUUGUUCCUGACGGCUGCCAUGACACCAGCUUGGAGGACAGUGGCAAUGUCGGUGUUGGUGUGCUGGAGUUUGAACUGGAGUCGGUUGAUUGGCGAUCCAUGGACGGGUCUUUCUUGCUUCGCCGGUAUCAUACUCGCAGAAAUGAGUCUGUCGGGCGUUCCUGAAGCCCUGUCCGAUGUAUCGCACAUUCUUUCGCCUUCAACGAUUCUACUGGCUCUUCUCCUGAUGUCAUAUCCAAGCGGUUACCCCGAAGCAGCAGGCUGGUCAAAGUGGAUGUACGAGAUCGGAGCACGUUUUCUUCCCGCCGACAAUCUGGACCGGAUGUAUGGUUCCCUUGGAGGGAUACUGCUCGUCUUUGGAAUCCUGGUCUCUCCACACGCGCGUUGGGCUCUCAGCCAGAAACCGUUGGAGUGGUUAGGUCAGGUCAGCUUCGCCAUCUAUCUGCUUCACGGCAUGCUUUUGCGCACCGUUUUCGCUUGGGUCCUGCAUCUUGGUCAACCAUUGGCACCUUUUGGUCAGUAUGGCGAUGAUGGGCAGCAAUACCGGAUUGAACGCUAUCCCGUCCCAGGAUUUUUCCAAUGUGCUCUUGCGACCCUUGUCUUGGCGGCCGGCGUUGGCGGAGCAAGUCAAGUCUGGAAUAUGAAGUUGGAGCCGCUAUUUGCAAAGAUAACCACGAAACUCGAGGGGUUGGUGACAGGAAAGUAUUCGAUCGAGGUCAAAUCCACGGAGAGUCCAAUCCUUCCGAUACGAAAGGAUUGAAACUUGCGUCGCAACCUUGAAUGACAACAUUUUCAGUCGGGCUGAGCGCGGAAUCGGGCUUAUUGCCCUGAUCUGAGCUUUGCAAAUCUGAAUAUUCACAAAACGUAUCGAUACCGCGAAUGCCGAACGACCUGAUGAGACUCGACGUCAUAUCACGUCCAGCUCCGGCAAACCGAGGCGCCAACAUGGAUUACCCAACGCAGAGCUUGGACAUCGCUUACGACUUAGCCUUGACACAGGCUGUCGAGCAUUCUACCUUGGGUGGAUUUUGGUAUCUCUUGGAUGUCGUUCAAACAGGGCAUGGCUUAUCUCGAGGUCGGAUCGGGCCUCAGUCUAUGUCGACACGUUGGGUCCAUCGGCAUCUUAAUCCGAGUGCGACGUUGGAUCACAGCUACCGGAUAAGUUGCCAGCUGAGCUGCCGAGUGUGCUGAUAGGAGUCAGGCACUCGAGUUACUGGUAUCGUUGCGUUUGGGAUGGACAAUCAACAUUGGCUGUCGACGGUAUCGAAGAAUACUAGUAGUAGUACUGUUAGAUUAUCAGGAUAUUGUAUCAGAGAACAACUAUUGGAGGAAGGAGAGUAUACUCAGACUACUAGUAUACUACUAGUAGCGACGAUUGGUUUGAAAGGAGUACUAGUAGUAUCGUGAUGAGUGUAACAGGAACACCCAUCGGGUUCUUUUCUUU